Molecule: messenger RNA, 1457 nt
Organism: Protobothrops mucrosquamatus (brown spotted pit viper)
Lineage: Eukaryota; Metazoa; Chordata; Lepidosauria; Squamata; Viperidae
Gene: PICK1
Product: protein interacting with PRKCA 1
Exons: 13
Coding region: 170-1402 (410 amino acids)
Biological process (GO): dendritic spine maintenance; receptor clustering; positive regulation of receptor internalization
Cellular component (GO): synaptic vesicle; postsynaptic density; trans-Golgi network membrane
Molecular function (GO): protein kinase C binding; phospholipid binding; protein domain specific binding
Source: RefSeq, a predicted model, not a curated record
CUUAACUCAAAGCCUCCUGGAUCUAUGCAGGUUGGGGGCGGAGUCCUCCGGGCAGGUUUGACAGUGACGUGGGAGACUCCCCCCCCCGCCGGGUCCCGCUGCUUUUACGGGAAGACAAAACGGUCUGGAAAAAUCAGAUUCUUCACAAAGUCAUUAGUAGUUUAGAACAAUGUUUGCGGACCUGGAGUAUGACAUUGAGGAAGACAAGCUGGGAAUUCCUACAGUACCUGGAACAGUGACCUUGAAGAAAGACUCUCAGAAUCUGAUUGGGAUUAGUAUAGGUGGAGGAGCCCAAUAUUGUCCCUGCCUCUAUAUCGUCCAGGUAUUUGACAAUACUCCUGCAGCUUUCGAUGGAACAUUGGCAGCUGGUGAUGAAAUCACAGGCGUGAAUGGGAAAUCAGUCAAAGGAAAAACCAAAGUAGAAGUAGCCAAAAUGAUACAGGUGGUGAAGGGAGAGGUGACAAUUCAUUACAACAAGCUCCAGGCUGAUCCAAAGCAGGGGAAAAGUUUAGACAUUGUGCUAAAGAAAGUGAAGCACCGCCUGGUAGAGAACAUGAGCUCAGGGACAGCAGAUGCCUUAGGACUGAGCCGAGCUAUCCUCUGCAAUGACGGGUUGGUAAAGCGAUUAGAAGAGCUGGAGAGGACUGCAGAACUAUAUAAAGGGAUGACAGAACAUACCAAGAGUCUUCUCAGAGCCUUCUUUGAACUGUCUCAGACUCACAGAGCAUUUGGUGAUGUUUUUUCGGUUAUUGGUGUACGGGAACCUCAGCCAGCAGCCAGUGAAGCAUUUGUAAAAUUUGCUGAUGCUCAUCGCAGUAUUGAGAAGUUUGGAAUCCAUCUUUUAAAAACCAUUAAACCAAUGUUGACUGACUUGAACACCUAUCUGAACAAAGCAAUUCCUGAUACUAGGUUAACUAUCAAGAAGUAUUUGGAUGUCAAGUUUGAGUAUUUGUCCUAUUGUCUAAAGGUGAAAGAGAUGGAUGAUGAAGAGUACAGCUGCAUUGCUAUGGGAGAACCUCUCUACCGGGUUGGAACUGGGAACUAUGAAUAUCGUUUAAUCCUGCGCUGCCGCCAGGAGGCACGUUCACGUUUUGCCAAAAUGAGGAAGGAUGUGCUAGAAAAGAUGGAGCUGCUAGACCAGAAACACGUGCAAGAUAUUGUAUUCCAACUCCAGCGUUUUGUGUCCACGCUUUCCAAGUACUAUGAUGAUUGUUAUGCUGUGCUAAGGGGUGCAGAUGUUUUCCCAAUUGAAGUGGACCUAGCACGUACCACAUUGAGUUACGGCCAAAAGGAUGUCUUCACGGAUGGAGCAGAAGAGGAGGAGGAAGAGGAAGCUGGUGGAAGUAGAGAAUGCCAUAAAAAAGAGGAAGAAAAUGGAGAGAAACUGAUUGAUGAUGCCUGAAUUUCUGAAUCCUGUUAAAAUCCCUUCAGAGACUGAUAAAUUCUAUUUCUCUAGA